This is a messenger RNA of Capsicum annuum, 1262 nucleotides long. Its product is annotated as putative HVA22-like protein g. The coding region runs from base 298 to 1020 and encodes 240 amino acids. The transcript has 8 exons. The record is from RefSeq and is a predicted model, not a curated record. NCBI's taxonomy places the organism in Eukaryota, Viridiplantae, Streptophyta, Magnoliopsida, Solanales, Solanaceae.
AUACUUGUCAACUUAGUUCCAUCUCCUUCUUCCUCUCCUUUCACGUUUCUCCAAUUCAGUUAUAUAUUUUUUUCUCCAGAAUUUAAGAUUCUUUCUUUCCACAAAAGUAACAAAUAUAUAACUAUAUAUAUAUAUAUAUACCAAAAUAUAUAUAUAUAUAUCAUUUUUAUUCAGAAAUUUUACUGUCAUUGAAGAUAGAAGAUCACAAGUUCUUUUUGGCAUCUUGAAGCUUCCAAGUUUUUAUAUUUUGGUAUUUUGAAGAUCCCAAGUUAUUUUCUUUUGGUACUUUGAAGAAAGAUGUUGGGAGAACUCAUCACAAGUACUUUAGUAUUGGUUCUUGGAUUUGCAUAUCCUGCAUUUGAAUGUUAUAAGACUAUUGAGAAUAAUAGAGUUACUAAUGUAGAACUCAGAUUUUGGUGCCAAUAUUGGAUUAUUGUUGCUUUGUUAAGAAUAUUUGAGAGCAUUGGUGAUGUAUUCAUGGCAUGGUUACCAAUGUACAAUGAGGCAAAAUUAGCACUUAUAAUAUACUUAUGGUAUCCAAAAAUGAAGGGAACAGGAUACAUAUAUGAUACAUUAUUGAAACCAUAUGUGUCAAAGCAUGAACCAAAUAUUGACAAAGGUUUUUUGGAGUUUAGAGCAAGAGCAUUUGAUUUGGCAAUUUAUUACUGGCAAAAUUGCACUGAAUUGGGACAAGCAAAGUUCUUUCAAUUGCUGGAUUUUGUUGCUCCUCCAUCUAGAAGAAGUUCACAUCUCAGCUCUGAGGAAAGAAAUGGCAUAGAUCAUUUUCGCGGACCACCUCCUUCAGCUCCACCACCACCACCACCAUCGUCAUCAUCAUCCUUUGGGUUAUUCAGAAGGAACAAACCAUCGUCAGACAGGAGACAACCACAACCACCACCAUCACCGCCACGGAGGUCACCACGAUCCUACUCCGCACACCGAUCCAUCUUUCAUUCCUCUAAAUCGGAAACGGUCCAAGUCCACCCCGAGGAUCUUUACCUAGACCCAGAUUAUCGUUGAACCGAUUAAAAUCACAACAUUUAGACACUCGAACUAAAUCAUAAGUUAGUUCGAUCAAAUAGUCUACUAGAAAUAGUAAGAAAAUAUGUACAUUGUGCUUAAUUUGUAAAUAACCAAAAAAAAAAAAAAAAAAAAAACUAAGAUUUUAAAUAUUUUUUAAUUUUUGACCUUUUCCCUGCUCCAUUUGUAUUUAAUUUCUUUUUUCUGAUUACAUAAUAAAAUACGUUGUACAUUUAUGACCA